Rubroshorea leprosula is the source of this 1330-nucleotide messenger RNA. NCBI's taxonomy places the organism in Eukaryota, Viridiplantae, Streptophyta, Magnoliopsida, Malvales, Dipterocarpaceae. The record is from the annotation of a GenBank genome assembly.
CUACCCAAAAAUCUCACUUUCAUUUAAGCUCAAAGUUCUCCCCCUCUCUCUCUCUCUCUCUCUCUCUCUCCUUUUCUGUUAUAAAAUAGAUCAAACCCUACUCUAUUCCAUUUCUUUUUACCACAAGCUCUCGCCUUUUAUCUUUUUCUUGCAUCAAGUUUGGAUUUUGAUGAAGAAAUUGUGGUUCUGAGUCAUCUAUAUAUGGAGAGGAAAGAAGUGGUCAAGAUGGAGGAGGGGAUGGGAUCUUCGCCGUUUCUUGAUUAUAUUUCCAGUUCCUACCAAGGGGCGUUUGAUUUGACUGAAGGGGAGAAGAGCGGUUCAUUAGGGUUUAUGGAGCUUCUGGGUUUUCAAGAGUUUAGUCCUGUGUUUGAUGUGGGGCAGGUGGCAUCUACAGCGACAACAUCAGCUCUGAGUCCGGCCGGGGGAAAGAUAGAGUCGCCGGAGGUUUUGAAUCAGCCUGCCACGCCUAACUCUUCCUCUAUUUCGUCAGAAUCAUGUGAGGGUGUGAAUGAUGAGCCGGUCAAAGUUGAAGACCAGGAAGAGGAUCAGCAUAAAACAAAGAAACAGUUGAAACCCAAGAAGACAAAUCAGAAGAGACAGAGAGAGCCAAGAUUUGCGUUCAUGACAAAGAGCGAGGUUGAUCAUUUGGAAGAUGGAUACAGAUGGAGAAAGUACGGCCAAAAAGCGGUAAAAAACAGCCCUUUUCCUAGGAGCUAUUAUCGUUGCACCACUGCAUCAUGUAAUGUGAAGAAAAGGGUCGAGAGAUCUUUCAGUGAUCCAAGCAUUGUUGUCACCACCUAUGAAGGCCAGCACACGCACCCGAGCCCAAUCAUGCCUCGUCCAAGUUUCUGUGGUGGUGCUCAGCUGAUGACCUCGGCAGCCGGAGCUGCCGCAACCUUUGGCAUGCCAAUGCAAGGGACCACUCCACCCUACCAUUUACAUCCCUUCCUCAUCAACAACUUGUCACCUUUGAACCUCCCUCAAAAUGGUUCUAGUUUUCUUCACGAGAGGCGUUUUUGCACUCCUGCCCCGGCGUCAGCCUUGCUUAAGGACCAUGGACUACUUCAGGACAUCAUACCGUCCAAUAUGAUGAAAGAAGAGUAGAUAUAUAAUCAUGGGUAACUCUCUUUACUGACUUUGGUGAAAUGGAGGAGAGAAGAUCAUGUAGAUGGAAAUUAGGGGGGGAAAUUAAACCAUUUAAGUAGUAUAUGUAAUUUUCUUGCUGACAGAGGUGAUGAUUUUUGCCCUCUUUAUACCAACCCUUUAGAUAAAUAUUACUGUAACUUUGGUAUUUUAAUCAAAUGCAAACCGCUGUUUUCUUAUUCAGGUU